Molecule: messenger RNA, 570 nt
Organism: Branchiostoma belcheri (Belcher's lancelet)
Lineage: Eukaryota; Metazoa; Chordata; Leptocardii; Amphioxiformes; Branchiostomatidae
Product: collectin-10-like
Exons: 3
Source: RefSeq, a predicted model, not a curated record
UGUCCAAAAGUUUCUAAACAUCCUCAAGCAUCACGACCAGCCGGGUUGAAUGAAGCACCUUGCCCUGAAGGUUACACUAAGUUCUGUGAAACCUGCUACAAGGCGUUCAACACCCUGGCAAACUUCGGGGAGUCGGCCCUGCACUGUCGCGUCGAUGGCGGUACCCUUGCCAUGCCCCGAGACGCUGCCACAAACGCCUUUCUCGUCUCUCUGAAGAACGCAAUCGACGAAAAAUCCAACUUCUGGUUUGGUCUCCAUGAUCGGCGCAAAGAAGGAAGCUUCGAGUGGAUCGAUGGAACUGGACUUGAAAGCUACAACUACUGGGCUCCGGGAGAACCAAAUAAUAACGGCUUCGACGAAAACUGUGCUCACUACUUCACGUCAACCGGAAGAGAUUCUGUAUAUUCAAACUACUGGAAUGACGAAAGCUGUGACUUCGUUUCACCCUUCAUAUGCCAAGUGGCACCAGGACGUCAAUAAGCGUAAGGCCAAGCUCUCACCACGAAAGUUUAACAUCAUCAAAGUUCAAGAGGCGACAGGUAACUUAUAAGAUCUUACUUCAAAGUAAAU